GAGGUACCUCGAGCUCCUUGGUUCUUCCAAAGCCAAUUCUGGCUCGGCAGAGAGCGACUGCACACCAGUCGGUUCGCCGGGUGCCUCUUUCUAUGCUAGUCAGCCUGUCAGUCCUCAGUACUUGGUCAGCUGUUCAUCUUGCUCCCCUUGGUCACCCAGUCAACCUGUCACCCUUCUGUCACUUAUUUGUCCUGUCUCUGUCACGCUCUUCUUCAUCCUGUCACCCCCUCAGUCAUCUUCAAUGUGUCACCAGGUUAACCUGAAAAGAAGCUAGCAGAUCACCAUUCUACUAAUAGAACAAACAAGAAGCCUUUGCCGUCACCUCACUCCCGACGAUGAAUAGUACUGUAUGCCUGGGAAUUCUUGCUGUUACGUAUGGAGCUGCCACAUCCACAGCUCGAGCCUGCCAGACUGCUUAACUCCUUCUGUGCUGUGGAGAAGACAUUGCAGUGCAGUUGUUCCUUUCAUGGGGUCCCCACACCCUCCGUGCAGUGGUGGGUGGACGGUGCCCCUGUGGAUGUGAAUAGUGGACAUGGCCACCUCCAGGUGACCUCUACCACACUUGGUCCCUGGGACAACAGCACCCUCAGCCUGGCCAAGGACCCAGAAAUGGGCACAGUUCUUCUCUGUGAGGGAAAGAACCAACAUGGUAUCCAUGGUCUGAGCAUCCUACUGAUGUCGAGAAGAGGCCCUUUGGCUCCCCAGAUUUUCCUGGAAGCUCUGCUACGGGGUGUUGUCUAUGCAGCCUUGGCAAUCACACUACUUUUUCUCUGCCUCCUCCCCUCCAUAGUGAAACUUCUCAGGACAAAGCAGGCAAAGAAGUGUGCACAGAUGAGAUCACAGAAGGACUCUACAGCUGGAACAGACCAGGGAUCCUGUGUGAAGCCCAAGAAGCCUAGGAAAUCCAGAACUAAGUUACCCUCCGAGGAUCAGUUGUCGGAAAAGGAAGAUAACUUGAAGCCAAGGAAGACCAUGGAAACUGCAUCACAUACAAAGUUCCCAUUACCCGAGGAAUUACAAAAGCCCAUGGAGACCCCAGAAGCCCUAAGUCCAUAAUAAACUUGAGGUCCUGAGAAUCUGAGUUCACUAAGCAUUCUUAGUCUCUAUCCAUCCCGUACACUUCAAGGUACGAAGCCGACUCUUGGGCCUUGGGAGACGUCAGGACUUUCAGGUCACCUAGUUGAUUUGUUAUUUGUGUGAACCAAAAGAUUCAUGUCUCACUCUGGGGCAAAAUCCCAGGAGAGGAAAAUGCACAUGGCACUGUGAAACAAGGGAUUUUCAUUCCUUUCUUCAUGACCAGUUUCACAGAUGCCCAAAGACACAGAGACAAAGACAGAGACAGACAGACAGUGCUUAGCAGGUGAACUCCCACCCCUAUCUCUCUACCUUAAAUUUCGGUAUGUUCACAUAAAGUAUACUUGAGUGGAGACUAGGUUGUGAAAAGUGGUACCCAGAGACACAGGUGGAGAAAAUAUGCCAUGAUAAAUUCGAAUUCAAAGUUAAAACAUUAUGUCAUGGGAUCACAUCCUUAGAACUCCAACUCCUCAGGAACAGGAACGUGCCUGUCACAGAAACCUCUCUGUGUCAUCAGUACUGGGAAUGGUGCCUAAAAUAUAAAAUGCAUGCAGAACUGUUUGCGAAGUACUUGAAUAAAUGAAUGGAUUCAUUAUG
Messenger RNA from Arvicanthis niloticus (Nile rat), 1671 nucleotides. RefSeq names its product SIGLEC family like 1 (gene Siglecl1). Gene Ontology annotation, biological process: cell adhesion. Gene Ontology annotation, molecular function: sialic acid binding. Gene Ontology annotation, cellular component: plasma membrane. NCBI's taxonomy places the organism in Eukaryota, Metazoa, Chordata, Mammalia, Rodentia, Muridae. The record is from RefSeq and is a predicted model, not a curated record.